AAUACAAAAAUAUAAAAACUCUUUAUUCUUCUCAACACAAAUGGACUCCCAUUUGAAAAUCAAAAACUCUUUAGAGAAAAACGAAUUCAUCUCUCAUCGAGAUCAUCCCUUCCCUUGUCGAUUUCGUUACAUAUCUGAAGUAAACGUUGUUCAACAAUCAUUGAUCAAAAAUCAUCAAUCGAACUAUAGUAGUACUACUAUUGAUGAGAUACAAAGAGUUGGAAACGACAAAUAUAAACAUUUUAGUCAUCGACACAAUUUGUUAACGUACUCGUUACGUGCCUCGGAUUGUGUGCACUGCUAUUUCUGUAAGACAACAAUUUCAGGUAUGUCGUACGGGUGCAAACGUUGUAGGUACUUUCUACAUGAGUCAUGUUUCGAAUUCCCACAAGUCAUUGAACAUUUGGCUCACCCCGGACAUCAACUAAUUCUCAAGUAUAAUACUCCAUCAAUCGAUACUAAUAUUCAAUUUAAUUGCAAAGCCUGUCACGUCGGUGAUAAUCCUGCUUUGUUGUUCAACUUUCAUUAUUCUUGCGAUCAUUGUGAUUUUGCUCUUCAUAUGGGGUGUGCAUCUAUGCCUUAUAAAGUUCUUCACAAGGAUAUGACAUUGUCUGUAUUUUACUCAAAUCCUUUGAGGAAUGAAGCCGGACCACUACUUUGUGACAUUUGUAACCACUCGAUAGACAAAUCGAAUAAUUCUUGGGUAUAUUAUGACUAUAGUCAUAAUUUUGUGACACAUUUUGGGUGUGUUGCUGAUUCUUUAUAUGGAAAAGGAGGAAAUGAUAAAGAUUACAUCAUUGGUGUUCAGAAUGGAUUGACAAAUCUUGAUGGUGAUGACACUUCUAUAGUAAACUAUCAACAGAAUGAACAUAAAGGAUCACAAUAUAAGCGAUUUUUUCAUCGACAUGUUUUGCAACAAUUGGAUAGGUCGAUGGACAAUAGUGUCAAGAAUCGAAAAUGUGGAAUUUGUGGUACGGAUCUAAGUACAGACAAGAAAAGAGGAUGUUUGAGUUGUGAUUUUAUAAUUCACGAGAGGUGUUCUUUUUUGCCUGAGAAAAUUCAACAUCCUUUUCAUCCACAUCCACUCACACUCAUUCCUAAAAAAGACGGAGUUGAAGUUCAAUGCAUUGGAUGUCGUCAAUCUAAUGGUUGUCCCACCAACUACACAGUUUUGUACCAAUGCAAGAUUUGUGAAUUUCAACUUCAUCCAUCAUGUGCUGCUUGUCCAAGGAGACUUAAAAAACUUGAUUUAACUUUGUGUUACUCUUUUCCUUAUAAGAAUGAGGUAUCAAAGCUCUAUUGCAACUAUUGUUCAAAAGUCAUCAACAAGGAUCAAUGGUUGUACUAUGGAAGAAGUAACGAUGAGAAGAGACACAUUACUUGUCAAUUGGCUGUCGGUGUUUCGAAUUGUUAUGUCACAUUACGCGAUUUAGAGGUAGAAUAAUAAUAAAUAAACUAGGAUCGAGUGAAUAAUGAUUCAGUCAUAAUCAAUAUAUCAUUAUUUCGUUUCAUGAUUUCAUAGAACGCUUCAUCUGCUUUAUUUAUGAAUAAAUUAGGAUAAUAUACUUUGAAAAAAUAAUUUUGUGCUAUGUAAGAUAAUUCUAUAAUUGUUUUUUCCCCUGCCGUUAUUUAUUUAUG
Molecule: messenger RNA, 1638 nt
Organism: Solanum dulcamara
Lineage: Eukaryota; Viridiplantae; Streptophyta; Magnoliopsida; Solanales; Solanaceae
Exons: 1
Coding region: 41-1444 (467 amino acids)
Source: RefSeq, a predicted model, not a curated record